UAAUACGAAAUGGUAACUACAAAAUUAUUCUGCGGAUUGGUUAUUCUUCUCGCCAGCCCCUUAUGCUGCUGGUCGUCUCGAGAGGACGAUGUAUUGAAGACUUUUUCGAUGAGCAAUACUAUAGCAGUGAGUGGAUCGAAAUUAAACCCAAAAGAGCUUGAAAAACAGAAAUGCACGCCGUCCUCUGCAGCAGAAUUAGACUCCUGUCAGAAAAAAACGAUCGGAAUUUUACAGACACUAAAUGAGAAGAAAUUGACAUCGUACUUGGGUUUCGCAAUGAAGUGCAAUAAUGGUUUCUGUAACUGCCAGGAAGCGGGUGCUAAGAUAAUGACGGAUAUCGGAAAAAAUACUCGAAGUCUCUGUCUGACGUCGGAUCUUGGAAUAGGUUUGGAAUGUAUUCAUCCACAGGAGUGUAAAAGUGGAUUCAUUUGUAUACCAGACGUUAAAUUGCCAAACAUAAGAACUUGUCAAUCUUCUGCCAUCUUCAUGCAGUGCAACUACAUUGUCACAAUUCUGUUCACCCUCAUUACAUCCUUCAUCAAUAAUUGAAUUGUAUUUAA
This is a messenger RNA of Folsomia candida, 560 nucleotides long. RefSeq lists its product as uncharacterized. NCBI's taxonomy places the organism in Eukaryota, Metazoa, Arthropoda, Collembola, Entomobryomorpha, Isotomidae. The coding region runs from base 10 to 549 and encodes 179 amino acids. The transcript is spliced from 3 exons. The record is from RefSeq and is a predicted model, not a curated record.